AUGGCCAUGAGACACGCCUCCAUUCCCAUCAGAUUCAUCUCCUCCUUCCUUCUGGUGUUCUCCAUUGCUGUCGCGAAAGAACAAAACUACCUCGCUAAAGGGUCCACCGUCUGCACCGAGGAUGACACCACCACCAUCCUGGUGUCACCCAAUGGCACCUUCUCCUGUGGCUUCUACAAGGUGGCCACCAACGCCUUCACCUUCUCCAUCUGGUUCUCCAACUCAGCUGACAAGACCAUGGACUGGACGGCCAACCAUGACGCUCCGGUGAACGGCAAGGGCUCCAGGCUCAAAUUCGAAAAGGACGGGGGGCUGGAGCUUCUGGACUACAAUGGUACCAUUGUAUGGAGCACUAACACAACUUCGACUCCUGCCGACCGUGCAAUGCUUCUCGACAGUGACAACCUAGCUGUCAUGAACCCAGAUGGCCAUCACCUCUCGAAUAGCUUCGACUCACCAACCGACACGCUCCUGCCGUGGCAACCGAUGACUUCGAGCACUAGGUUGGUAUCUGCAUAUGCCAAGGGUUUGCCCUAUUCAGGCUUCUACACAUUUUACUUUGACAAUACCAAUGUUCUAAGUCUUAUAUACAAUGGCCCUCGAGUUAGUAGUGUAUAUUGGCCUAAUCCAUUCUACAAACCAUGGGCAAAUAAAAGGAGUACUUAUAACAGCAGCCACUAUGGAGUUCUUGACUAUAAAGGCCGAUUUGUUGCUAGUGACAAGUUUGAAUUUGAAGCUUCUGACCUUGGCCUAGAGGAUGUCAUGAGGAGGUUGACCCUUGACUAUGAUGGCAACCUGAGGCUUUAUAGCCUAAAUGCCACCAGUGGAAACUGGAAGCUUCAAGGACUAGAUUUCUGGGGGCAUGAUGGCAACUACUCUAGUAAAAUAUCACUAUGGAAGUGCAAUAAGAUGUGCUCCGACGAUAAUUGCCGAGCUUUUGGUUAUCGGCAGGGACUAGGCAAUUUCUAUCCUAAGGCCUUGCUUUUUAAUGGCAAGAACUUUGCAGAUCCAUAUCUAGAUAUCUAUCUGAAAAUACCCAAGGCUGUGACCUCUUCGCAGGAAUCGCCUUCUAGGAUAAACCAUGCUUGUAGAAGUAUUGAAAAAAAAGCUUAUCCUACAUUGCAAAUGUUCAACGGUGGCAACUCCAAGUUUAGAUUUGGCUAUUUCCUAUCUUCAGCAUUGACAUUGCUUGUAAUUGAGGUGACACUAUUCAUAGUUGGGUGUUGGGUCGUUUACAAAUGGGAGAGAAGACCUGAGAUUACAGACCAAGGCUACACAAUAAUUUCCAGCCAGUUCCGACGGUUCAGUUACAAGGAGAUACAGAAGGCAACGAAGUGUUUCCAGGAAGAGCUUGGAAGUGGAGGAUCAGGGGCAGUUUACAAGGGGGUGCUUGGUGACAAAAGGAUUGUCGCAGUUAAGAAGCUAAAUGAUGUAGUCCACGGGGACCAAGAGUUUAGGUCAGAGCUAAGUGUCAUUGGAAGAAUCUAUCAUAUGAAUCUGGUGCGAAUUUGGGGAUUUUGUGCUGAGAAGAGUCACAGGCUCUUGAUUUCUGAAUUUGUUAAGAAUGGCUCUUUAGACAGGAUUCUGUUCGACAAUCAGAACCUAUCUCCUGUACUACAAUGGAGCCAAAGGUACAGCAUAGCACUAGGGGUAGCAAAAGGACUGGCGUAUCUCCACCAUGAAUGCCUCGAAUGGAUCAUUCAUUGCGACGUUAAACCAGAGAACAUACUGUUAGAUGAAGACUUUGAGCCCAAGAUUGCAGAUUUUGGAUUGGUAAAACUAUUAGGUCGAGGAGCAGGAACACAAAUGUUGUCAAGAGUUCACGGGACUAGGGGCUACAUUGCACCAGAAUGGGCUCUAAAUCUUCCAAUUACCGGCAAGGCUGAUGUUUACAGCUAUGGAGUAGUGCUUCUUGAGCUAGUGAAGGGGAUGCGUGUAUCCACUCGGCAAGUGGAAGGCGAGGCGGAGGGGGAGGUGUGGAAAUGGCUGUUAGAUGCUCUGCCGAGAUACUGA
Messenger RNA from Miscanthus lutarioriparius, 2013 nucleotides. Lineage: Eukaryota; Viridiplantae; Streptophyta; Magnoliopsida; Poales; Poaceae. The record is from the annotation of a GenBank genome assembly.